GGUCUGAGGGGGAGUCCAGUUGGAUCUCUGAGCUGUUGACUAACAGACGAUCAAUGUCUCAAAGGUUGCUGUGAUGUUUCAGUGCUCUGCCGGACACUGACCUGAGUUCAGCUCAAACUACGCUCAUUAGUCAGUCGGAGCGCACGGACUCUACCUACUCAGAAUGAGGGCUUCUGAUUGGCUGUUGGCUCUGGCGUUCCUGCCGCUUGUCUCUGCCGCCCAUCCGGACAUCUGUAGCGCCAAACCCAGAGACCUUCCCCUGGAGCCACGCUGCAUCUACCGCAGCCCCGACCCCGAGGACCCCGAGGUCCCAGAGGGCCCGACCCCGGAGCCGGAGGCGGUCCCCGAAUCCACCAACCCCCGAGUGUGGGAGCUGUCGAAGGCCAACGGCCGGUUCGCCCUGUCGCUGUACAAACAGCUGGCCCUCAGCAAGACCCCCGACUCGAACAUCUUCAUGUCCCCCAUCAGCAUCUCCACCGCGUUCGCCAUGACCAAACUGGGAGCCUGCAACCAGACGCUGGAGCAGAUCAUGAAGGUGUUUGAGUUCGACACCAUCAAAGAGAAGACAUCGGAUCAGGUCCACUUCUUCUUCGCCAAACUCAACUGUCGUCUGUACAGGAAGAAGGACAAGACCACCGAGCUGAUGUCCGCCAACCGGCUGUUCGGAGACAAAUCUCUGAUCUUCAAUGAGACGUACCAGAACAUCAGCGAGACAGUGUACGGAGCCAAACUGCUGCCGCUCAACUUCAAGGAGAACCCGGAGAAGGCCCGGGUCACCAUCAACAACUGGAUCUCCAACAAGACAGAGAACCUGAUCCAGGACACGCUGCCGGCAGGGGCUCUGGACUCCAACACGAUCCUGGUCCUCGUUAACACCAUCUACUUCAAGGGUCAGUGGAAGAACAAGUUCGACAAAGACAACGUGUACAACUCAGACUUCAGCGUCAGCGAGAGUCGCACCUGCUCCGUCAACAUGAUGUACCAGGAGACCCGGUUCAGGUACCGCUACUUCCCCGAUGACAAGGUGCAGCUUCUGGAGAUGCCGUACCGCGGAGAUGACAUCACCAUGGUGAUCAUCCUGCCGGGCAUAGACACCAAGCUCAGCAAGGUGGAGGAGAGUCUGGACCUGAAGAAACUCACUGACUGGUUGGAUCAGAUGACAGAAACCACUGUCUCCGUCCACGUCCCUCGGUUCCGGGUGGAGGACAGUUUCAGUCUGAAGGAGAAGCUGCAGGCCAUGGGACUGACCGACCUGUUCAGCUCUGAGAAGGCCAGUCUACCAGGGAUGUUGGAGGACGGCGGUGAUGGUCUCCACAUUUCAGACGCCUUCCAUAAAGCCUUCCUGGAGGUGAACGAGGAGGGCAGCGAGGCGGCGGCGGCCACCGCUGUGGUGGCAAUCGGUCGCUCCAUCAACUUAAACCGGGAGGUUUUCCUGGCCAACAGACCGUUCCUGCUGCUCAUCAGAGAGUCCACCAUCAACACGCUGCUGUUCACCGCCCGAGUGGCCGACCCCUGCAACCCUUAACACCCGUCCAAUCAUCCAAACAUUACCCAGAAUCCUACACUGAGACGCUGUAUGGAUUCAGCUCGUCCUCAUUCAGCGUCAGCAGCGUAACCUUCUCACCCAUCAGUGUGCUUACUGCGUGCUACAGUACACACACAUAAUACAGACGUUUCAUAGCUAUAUAGCAGAAUCAAUAAUCAAUAAUAAAUACUUUAAUACAGUGGAACCGUCAAUGUGCAGCUCUCUUUCAGCCAUGCAUUCAUUACUUACUAGUAACAGCUGCUGCAUUGUGGGUAACGAGUGAGUAAAGAAAGAGGCGAGUCGGUGGUGGUCGACACUUAAAGUGCUUUAUUUCCUCUGAAGGAGAUGCGACCUGUGAGUGAUCUAGUGGUCAUGGUGAAAGAAGCUUCUUCACAUUUUUCUGAACUAAUAAUCAACCUUUGGCCUCACCCCCCCCCCCCCCCCUCCACCAACAGAGACAUGCAACAGAAAAGAUCUUCACAUAAAACCUGUCCGGUUCUUCUACGACACAACUGAAGUACCUCCUCUUUAAAACAAACGUACAGUAUUAAAAGUUAAUUUACUAAA
Molecule: messenger RNA, 2092 nt
Organism: Dicentrarchus labrax (European seabass)
Lineage: Eukaryota; Metazoa; Chordata; Actinopteri; Moronidae
Gene: serpinc1
Product: serpin peptidase inhibitor, clade C (antithrombin), member 1
Exons: 8
Coding region: 164-1525 (453 amino acids)
Molecular function (GO): serine-type endopeptidase inhibitor activity
Source: RefSeq, a predicted model, not a curated record